Molecule: messenger RNA, 2026 nt
Organism: Pseudomyrmex gracilis
Lineage: Eukaryota; Metazoa; Arthropoda; Insecta; Hymenoptera; Formicidae
Exons: 2
Coding region: 220-1125 (301 amino acids)
Source: RefSeq, a predicted model, not a curated record
UCCGUGUUGUUACGCGUGCGUGCGUGCGUUAGUAAAUUUGCAUCAACAUAAAUUUCUGUGCCGCGAAAAUGACAACGCGAGAUGACAAUUGCGCGCGUAGUAUACACACGCAGUUCCCGUCUGUGCGCGGUUUGUAAUAAAGAGAAGCAAAAAGCUCUCUCGGUCUUUGGCCGCACGCCAGUUCGUUCGAAAUAAUGAAACGCGGUAAUAAUUCGCAAAAUGUCAAGUCCGCAUUAUGUCGCGAGCAUGAUGCACGCGGUUGGAUUGCACUCGGCGCUGGCCAUCAAGCGUCAGCGAAAGCGCCGGGAUGAGCAGCGUCGCGCACGCGAACGUCGUUAUAGCGCGCAAUCGGGCGAAAGCGGCUUGACGUCGCCUAGGGCCUCGACAGGAUCGCUGGAUCACCAUGGCAGGCACCAUAAGGGUCCGCACGGCGCGGCGCGCAACGCCGGCCAAGGUAUGCUUGACACGAAGGUAGUCACCUCGAUCGGAAUGCUACACAUCGGCGUGGUGUUCCUGGUGCUGGGCGCGUUCUUGCUGAUGAGCGGUCUGCUGCCGGGCGAUCUCGCCCACUGGGGUACCAAGGCUUCCGGCGGUUGGUGGAAUGAGCUCGUGGCGGUUGGGCUGUUCGCCAUACUCGUCGGCAUUUUCCUUAUCGUGUUGAACCGGGUAAUCGCCAAGAAAGAGGAGGAUGAUCUCGAGGAGUAUGUGCAGCGCCAGCUCACUCGAUCCCGAUCCGGUCAUCGUUUGGAGAGAGACGUGGAAACCGGCGGACUCACCACCCGUCACGCCAGAAGGGCAAAGCAGAUGAAGCAGGUCUCAUCUGACACUUGCAUUGAGAUUAAGGACGGAAAGGACGUGAGCGGCGAAACACCACCGAGAAGUCCGCCGCCAGCAUACACGCCGCAAGUCAACGGCGGUGAUACCCAGGCGGUACAGUCGGCUCUGUAUCUGGAGCAGAUCACCGAGGAAGAGAUCAUUAGCGACCGCGUCGAGACCUCGACCACCAACAGCCUUAGUCCGGGCUCGCCAAGCGAGACCAGGGAACUGCUGCAGAACGUGCGAUAUUCGAAGCAGAACGGGAAUCCGCAACAAGUUCACCGGCCGCUUUACAUCUCCAAGAUUUAGACGAUAGAAUAAGAAGAGAAGAGAAAAAAAAUUUUACGUAUGAGAAUUCUGUAAGAACGAAACGCGCGAUAAUCAGUUUAAGUCAACGAGUUAACUUGGAUGAGUGUGAUUUUGUCGCGUAUGAGUUCUGUAUUUAAGUACGUACACACGUAACUCGCCGUAAGUAUCUCAUAUAAAGAAAACAAUCUUUUUACCCAAACUUCUGUCGCAAAAGCAUUUUCCAAUAAACAGUAUUUAUCUAAGUAUUUCUGUCGAUACUCGUGAACGAGAGAGAAAUUCGCAUGAGGAUAUAUUUUAUCCUAAGAUCUGUACAAUAAAUAAUAUACGAGGUGAGCGCACAAAAUUGUUAAGUUCGAGAAAAAUGACGUGACACGUCAAACUCGCGCAAAAAAAAAGAUAAAUGCUAAAAUAAUCUAUCUAAUAUUGGAAUGUCUGCGCGCAUGUAAGUUAAUACAUCUAGCGAUGAUGUCAUACGUGACGGUACUUAUAUAAGUAUUGCAAAUCACUAAAGUACGCGAUAAUGUGCCGACAUAAUGUCGCGUUUCUUCCAAAGAGAGAGCAAUAGGACUUGUAAUCGAUUUACGAAGCGCGAGAAGAGCAAAUAUUUCGAUAAUCAAUAUCCUUUGCAAAUAAAGAAGUAGGAAAAAUAAAGAAAAUCUUCAAGGACCAAGAACACUACUCAAAGAAGAUCAUAUCGUAACAAGAGACACGAGAUUUUGCAAAACAAUGCUGUUAAAGAUACAUUCCAUAAAAUAUAUCUAGGAAAUACUCGAUAAAUAUAUUCGAUAAAUCAAUGAAGAGGCAUUUAUAUAAAAUUAUAAAAAUCAAUCUGUAUAAGACAUGAAUGAUGGCGCGUAUAUUAUAUUUAUACGGAUAGUCUUUUUUAUUUUUUUUUGUACGU